AUGGCUGUUGAUCGUCGUUCUAUUAUUACUAAUCUCUAUGAUAUAAACGCAUUGAAAUUUGGUACAUUUCAAUUAAAAUCAGGUGAAUUAUCAAAAUAUUAUUUGGAUUUAAGAGUGAUUGUGUCGUACCCAAAAAUACUAAAACAAGUUUGCACCCUUGUGUCAACCACUAUCCUCAAAGAUGAAGCUAACUCUAAAAAUCAAGUGCGUUUAUGUGGUGUACCUUACACAGCUUUACCCAUAGCUACUAUAGUAUCAAUAGAUACCAAUUUACCAAUGUUAAUUCGCAGAAAAGAACAGAAAACAUAUGGCACAAAAAAAUUGAUUGAUGGUGAAUAUUCUUGUGGUGAUGAUGUAAUUGUCAUUGAAGAUGUAAUUACAAGUGGUGCUAGUAUAUUAGAAACCGUAAUUGAUUUGGAGAAAAGCAAUUUAAAUGUAUCAAAUGUUAUUGUUUUAGUAGAUAGGCAACAAGGAGGCAUGCAACGUUUAAGUGAGAGAGGACUCAAGAUCAAUAGCUUGUUCAACAUUACUGAAAUUGUAACAAUACUUAAAGAAGAAGGAAAAUUAAGUGAUGAAGUUUAUCAAAGUGUUAUAGGUUAUAUUAUAAAUAAUCAAAUUCAACCUGCAAAAGAAUGUGAAAAACCAUUAAGAACACAAUUAGAGUUUAAAGAAAGAGCUGAAUUAUUAGAAACUUCUAAAAUAGCUCAGAAAAUCUUUAAGAUAAGCUUAGAAAAGAAAAGUAACUUAUGUGUAGCAGUUGAUGUUGAUACUGCUGACAAACUUUUAGAUAUUGCUGAAAAAGUAGCACCACACAUUUGUAUUUUAAAAACUCAUAUUGAUGCCAUUAAUGGUGUCACAGAUUCUACUAUUAAUGAUUUACAACUCUUAGCCAAACAGUAUAACUUCCUUAUAAUGGAAGAUAGAAAAAUGGCAGAUAUUGGUAAUACUGUUAAAUUGCAAUACAAAAAAUUAGUUGAUUGGGCAGAUUUAGUAACAGUACAUAGUGUUUCUGGUGGCAUGAUGUUAAAAGGCAUUCAAGAGGUGAUAAAUGAAAACACAGACCAUUGCCGGGGUGUGUUUAUUGUUGCAGAAUUAAGUUGCAAUGGAAAUUUAAUAUCAGAGCAAUAUAUCAAAGAGACUGUGAAGAUAGCUGAAGAGUAUAAAGACAUUGUGGCUGGUCUAGUGUGCCAGUCGCAUGAUGUUAUUUCAUCUCCAAGCCUACUUCAACUUACACCCGGUGUUAAUAUUAAAAAUACCAAUGAUAAUCUCGGCCAACAAUAUCAAAGCCCUAGCGACAUUAUUUUAACCAAAGGAGCUGAUAUUGCAGUAGUAGGUAGAGGAAUUUAUCAAGAUGAUAAUCCUGCUGAAGCAGCCAAAGUAUACAAAGAAUCGUUGUGGAAUACAUAUUUAGAACGUGUGUCAAAUUCUUGA
Messenger RNA from Macrosiphum euphorbiae (potato aphid), 1431 nucleotides. The record is from the annotation of a GenBank genome assembly. Lineage: Eukaryota; Metazoa; Arthropoda; Insecta; Hemiptera; Aphididae.